AUCUCUUCCUUCCUUUCAUCAUCUCUAUCUUAACUCUCUCCAUUGUUUAAUUUCUUCUGAUCACAAUGUUCAAUUCGGCUGAUCUCUCUCAUCUCUUCAAUGGCCGCCGCCGAUCCACCAUUUCCCUCCUCAAUCUCCUCUCUAUUUCCCUCUUAAUCUUCUCCUUCUUCCAAAUCGGUCUCGUUAAACCCAUCAGUGCUCACAAUCCUCUCUAUAACAACAUUUUCUUACCUUCUCAACUCCAGAACAAUGAGAGAUCAGACGAUAACCUCCAACUGCGUACUUGUACCAAAGUCAAUCCCUCCCUCUACUACCGUCCGGUGAUCGGAAUCCUUUCUCAUCCUGGCGAUGGCGCCUCCGGUAGGUACUCUAAUGCCACCACCGCGUCCUACAUUCCGGCAUCGUACGUGAAGUUCGUCGAAUCCGCGGGCGCUAGAGUUAUUCCUCUUAUCUAUAACGACCCACCUGAGGUUCUGGAAGAGAAAAUGGGUUUGGUGAAUGGAGUGAUCUUCACAGGAGGGAGGGUUAGAGAUGGGUUAUAUUAUUCAGUGGCUGAGAAAAUCUUCCAGCAAAUAUUGAGUAGGAAUGAGGCUGGGGAUUAUGUCCCUUUGUAUGGCAUUUCCUUAGGUUUUCAGAUCAUUAGCGCAAUGGUUAGCCAGAGAAAUGACAUUAUUGAGACAUUCAAUGCCACACGUUUUCCAUCUGCCUUGAAGUUUAACGACUUUGCAAAUAUUAGAGGAACUGUCAUCCAAAGAGUUCCACUCUCCUUACGAAUAAGGACCACUAAAGAUUGCAUUACAUGGGAAAACCAUAAAUAUGGCAUUUCACCUGAAACAUUUGAACAAGAUGAAAGAUUAUCCGACUUUUUUCAAAUCUUGACAACCAGUGUUGACAAGAACAAUAAGGUCUAUGUUUCUACUGCAAAUGCUCGAAACUAUCCGAUAACUAUCUUCCAAUGGAAUCCUGAGAAAAACUCAUAUGAAUGGGGUAUUUCUACAAUCCCACACACAGAAUAUGCCAUUGAAUUGACACACCACGUAGCCCAUCACUUGGUCAGUGAGGCAAGGAGAUCAAUAAACCAACCCCCAGCAGAAAAGGUUCUUGAGAAACUUAUCUACAACUACAGCCCAAUUUAUAAUGGCAAGGCUGGGAAGGGAUAUGAUCAAGUUUAUCUUUUCGAGUAGAUGCAUGGGUUACUGCCUGCAUCCUCUCUUUGUUACCAUUUAGAAUUUCCAUCGAUGUCUUCUUCAGGAGUAGUAAUGUUGGAAUAACUUUAUUAUAUAAAUUUGAAAUAAAAAGAGAAAUGGGAAAUUCCAAACUA
This is a messenger RNA of Cucumis sativus (cucumber), 1321 nucleotides long. RefSeq names its product gamma-glutamyl hydrolase 2. The coding region runs from base 66 to 1184 and encodes 372 amino acids. NCBI's taxonomy places the organism in Eukaryota, Viridiplantae, Streptophyta, Magnoliopsida, Cucurbitales, Cucurbitaceae. Gene Ontology annotation, molecular function: gamma-glutamyl-peptidase activity. The record is from RefSeq and is a predicted model, not a curated record. Gene Ontology annotation, cellular component: vacuole. The transcript is spliced from 10 exons. Gene Ontology annotation, biological process: tetrahydrofolylpolyglutamate metabolic process.